AUGAUCCACUCUCACCAUCGGUCCAAAGACGACCCCGAGCGUCGAGCACGCGUGCUGUCCCGUAUACUCGAUCCGGAAUACUCGGGACAAAGUCCGAAUGCGUUCUCCUCGUCGUUUCGAGCUCGGUCUCCGUCGUUGCCCCAAGCGAGCGUCUUCGUCGACCGAUACGGAGAACAGCACGAUCCUGAUUUCAGGCCGUUUGGAUCGUAUCCUGCGGUGACGCCAAUGGACGAACCCAGGGCAUGGCCUUGGUUCGAUGGAGAUGACGAUGACGAUGACGAGCCCAGGUCGAUGAGCAGAGGACCGACGAGUUUCCCGAGCGGCCGGAUGGCGUAUUCAACAGCGAGCUCGUCUUACCAUUCCUCGGUUUCAUCUGGUUCAGCUCCAGCCUCCGGCGGCUCCAAAUACGUAUACGGGUCACGUUCGAGGUCAAUCUCCGCCUUGCCCACUCCGCCACUAGAGCUCGACCGACCCAUGCCAGCCAACUUCGAAUCCCACAGCGGUCGACACAUAUCCCCACCAGCACAUAUCCCACGUUCAUCGCUCUUCCCGUGGACGCCAGCUCAGCGGGCGGUUAGAGUUCAGCACGAAGUCAACAAGCGAAAUGUCAUGCCCCCACCACUGUUCCUAGAAGAAGAGCCCGAAGAAGCCCCACUGACGCUCGUUGAUUCUCAAUAUGUUCCUGGUUACGGUCAUUUCAGCACACCUCCUGCGACGACCACCGAGCAAUCACAAUCACAUCCACACCCACAACCAAACACUGCACCUCACACCGAACACAAAUGCCGAAUACACAUGCGCACAGGACGAGCCCGAGCUCACACCCCCGUCUCCAACGACUGCACAAACACCCGAGGAGGACGAGGAUGA
Rhizoctonia solani is the source of this 870-nucleotide messenger RNA. RefSeq lists its product as uncharacterized. The transcript has a single exon. NCBI's taxonomy places the organism in Eukaryota, Fungi, Basidiomycota, Agaricomycetes, Cantharellales, Ceratobasidiaceae. Bases 1 to 870 code for a protein of 289 amino acids. The record is from RefSeq and is a predicted model, not a curated record.